AUGAAGUUAUUCGCGGCUCCGAAAUAUCUGUCCGAUGCGGUAGCGCCGCUUGUGGCCCUGAACUACCUAGUGGGUCUUCGCAUUUUCGAGUAUCCUCGUGGAAAACUACGUAGCGUGCCCAGUCUAAUCUACCUCUUGUUUCUACUGGGUAUCUUCUUCAUGUCUCUACAUGUGGGUUUCAACCUCUUCAAGGGGCUACAACUGCAGAAGAUAAACUACGUCUCAUACCAGUUCUUGAUAUAUGUGUGUGCCUCUACUAUUACGAUCGAGAUGAUUCUUGGUUACAUUUACACAAAGACAGUCAACGCAUGCUACCGAAAAUUGGACCAAAUCGACGAAACAUUGCGACAACUUGGAUCAAUGAUCAACUGUGGCAAAAUAUACUUUUGGUCAAUCACCAUUGUAAUUGCCUGGUUCUCUUACGUUCUUUCCAUCAUCAUAUCGUCGUUACGCAUGGACAUAGAUCUGUUAACUGUGUUUUGCAUAACUGUGGUGCAGAUAUAUAUAAUAAAUAUCAAUUUCAUCUUCAUCUCAGAAUUUUCAACGUUCGUAAAGUACUUGCAAGCGAGAUUCAAAUUAAUCAAUGAACUUCUGUAUAAGUACUCGGCGGUCUCGACGACAGAAGGGAUGAAACUGAAUCUCUUUACUAUGGAGAAUUAUACUAAAAUAACGAUAUUUCUCAGACAGAUCCACCUGGAACUGUGUAGGAUAUUAAAGAUGCUGUCCGCAAGCUUUGGCAUACAGAUCAUUUUGGAAAUCGGAAUUGCCAUCAUCACGAUCACUUUACUUUUGUAUAAUUUAUACAUUUAUACAUUUAUUCUGGUCGAACAGCAACAAAAGGCAGCAAGCUAUGACCAGAUAUAUCAAACGUUUCGUAUGAUCAUAUUAGCAACAAUAAAUAUAUUUAAGAUUGUUUACAUAAAUCGUAUUUGCAAACAGACGACAAACGAAGGAAAGAAGACCAGCGAGAUUAUCCACGAGAUUUAUGGAUGCUACCCGGAUACGGAUAUACGAGAAGAGAUAUUGUGGAGCCCGGUGGAGUUCUUUACAUUUGGCAUCUCUUUAAACUACCACAUUCUCAGCUCGUGUCUGAAUACUGUGACGACUUAUCUGGUUAUCAUGAUACAGAUGUACAACUCAUUGGAGUCAAGUAAAAACAGUUGA
Messenger RNA from Dinoponera quadriceps, 1164 nucleotides. RefSeq lists its product as uncharacterized. NCBI's taxonomy places the organism in Eukaryota, Metazoa, Arthropoda, Insecta, Hymenoptera, Formicidae. The record is from RefSeq and is a predicted model, not a curated record. The transcript is spliced from 7 exons. Gene Ontology annotation, cellular component: dendrite; membrane; neuronal cell body. Bases 1 to 1164 code for a protein of 387 amino acids. Gene Ontology annotation, biological process: sensory perception of taste.